Molecule: messenger RNA, 2618 nt
Organism: Solanum verrucosum
Lineage: Eukaryota; Viridiplantae; Streptophyta; Magnoliopsida; Solanales; Solanaceae
Product: receptor-like protein 9DC3
Exons: 4
Coding region: 16-2463 (815 amino acids)
Cellular component (GO): plasma membrane
Molecular function (GO): protein binding
Source: RefSeq, a predicted model, not a curated record
UUUCCUAAUCUUCGAAUGUUAGAUCUCUCUUCCAAUGCCUUCACCGAAAACUUACCAACUGGUCUGUUUCAACAUCUGAAAGCUAUGAGGGCAAUUGAUCCAUCAAAGAAGGCACCAACACCAAGGUAUGGAUAUUACCAAGACUCAAUAGUUGUGGUAACAAAGGGAUUGGAGCUUGUAGUCGAGAGAAUCUUGUUUUUGUACACCACUAUCGAUCUUUCAAACAACAAAUUCAAAGGACAUAUUCCUAGUGGUAUAGGUGAUCUCAUCGCGCUUCGUGUGCUGAAUAUUUCUCAUAAUGGAUUCCAAGGUCAUAUACCAUCAUCACUUGGAAAUUUAUCUGUUGUCGAAUCAUUGGACCUUUCAUUUAACCAGCUUUCGGGAGAGAUACCACAACAACUCGCUUCUAUUACAUCUCUUGCAGUCUUAAAGCUCUCACACAAUCAUCUAGAAGGAUCAAUUCCGCAAUGUUUUGGCAACAUGAUUGGUCAUCUUGAGAUUCUUCAUAUGUAUCACAACAAUCUUUCUGCAGAGAUACCACAACACCUGGCUUCUCUAACGUCUCUUGAAUUCUUAAAUCUCUCCCACAAUCAUCUCGAUGGAUGCAUCCCUCAAGCGUUUUCAUCCCUCCCUUUUCUUGAGUAUCUUAAUCUUAGCAGGAACAAUUUAUUUGGCACCAUCCCACCUGAGAUUGGUUAUCUAACUAAUCUUGUCUAUCUUGACUUGCAUAUCAAUCACAUUUCAGGCUCAAUCCCACCACAAAUCGGCUCACUAGCCAAACUUCAGAUCAUCCGCUUAUUUGACAAUCAUUUAACCGGUCCUAUUCCAGAAACAAUAGGCUACCUAAGGUCUCUUACUAAGCUAUCGUUGAGUAUUAACUCUCUUACUGGUUCUAUUCCUGCUUCAUUGGGAAACUUGACGAACUUGUCUUUUUUGUUUCUUCAUGUUAAUCACCUUUCUGGAUCCAUUCCCGAAGAAAUAGGUUACCUAAGGUCUCUUACGCGUCUAGAUUUGAGGAAUAACUUUCUUAUUGGUUCUAUUCCUACUUCCCUUGGCAACUUGAAAAAUUUGCAAGUUCUGCUUCUCAAUGACAACAAUCUAAUUGAGGAAAUUCCUCCAUCUAUUUGCAAUUUGACAUCCCUGGCAAUCCUGUAUUUGUCGAGAAACAACUUGAAAGGAAAAAUUCUGCAAUGCUUAGGUAAUAUCAGUACCCUCCAGUUUGUAAUGAUGUCACAUAAUAAUCUCAGUGGAGAACUCCCUUCGUCUAUUUGCAAUCUAACAUCACUACAAAUUCUAAAUUUGGGUAGAAACAAUCUGAAGGGAGCAAUUCCGCAAUGUUUUGGCAACAUGAGUGGUCAUCUUGAGAUUCUUGAUAUGCAGCACAACAAUCUUUCUGGUACUUUUCAAAGAACUUUUAGCAUUGGAAAAACACUUAGAAGCUUCAAUUUGCAUGGCAAUAAGCUAGAGGGGAGAAUUCCACGAUCCUUGGCAAAUUGCCAACGAUUGGAAGUUCUUGAUUUAGGAGCUAAUCUCCUCAUUGACACAUUCCCGAUGUGGUUGGGGACUCUGCCAGAGCUACAAGUGUUAAGUUUGAGAUCCAACAAAUUGCAUGGACCCAUCAGAACUUCAAGGUUCAUGAAGAACUUGUUUCCUAAGCUUCGAAUCAUAGACCUCGCUGGCAAUGCAUUUACUGCAGAGUUACCUGCAAAUCUUUUUCAAAAUUUCGAAGCCAUGAAGAGAGCUGAUCAAACUGUGGAGGAUUCAACUAAUAAAGAAGGCGGUUAUUACCAAGACUCCGUAGCUGUCGUAACAAAGGGAUUGGAGCUUGAAGUUGAUUCAAUCUUGUCUUUGUACAUCACUAUUGAUUUUUCAAAUAACAGAUUUGAAGGACGCAUUCCAAGUAUUAUGGGAGAUCUUAUUGCACUUCACGUGUUGAAUUUAUCUCGUAAUGGAUUGCAAGGUCAUAUACCGCCAUCACUCGGAAAGUUGUCUUCAGUUGAAUCAUUGGACCUAUCAGCUAAUCAUCUCGAAGGGGAGAUACCUAAACAACUUACAUCUCUUACAUUUCUUGAAUUCUUGAAUCUCUCUCACAAUCAGCUCCAAGGAUGCAUCCCAACAGGACGCCAAUUUGAUACAUUCGAGAAGAACUCGUAUGAAGGUAAUGAUAAGUUACGUGGAUUUCCUAGUUUGGAAGGUUGUGGAAACAGCAGGUUUCCCAAGACAAACAACACGACACAUGAGCUGGAACAAGAAAGUGAUUCUACAUUUCUGAGUGAACUCAACUGGAAAGUGGUUCUUAUGGGAUAUGUGUGUGGACUUAUUGUUGGAUUCUCCAUAACAUAUUUAAUGCUUUCAGCUCGAAAUCCCGAUUGGCUUUCUAGGAUUGCUGAAGAACUAGAAUACAGAAUCCUUAUGAGAAGGCGGAAGAAGCAGCGAGGUUUUCAAAGGCACUAUAGAAGAUGAAAUUGUUGAGUCUAGCUAUAAGAGUUAAAUCUUAUAUCAGCAACUGAUCGAAUGCUCUACAAAGCAACCUCUUCAAAUUGAAUGAGUUGCAGCUUUCAUUUGCAAGACUCGUGCAUUGGCCCGAGAAACAAUAAAAGUUCCAUUUGUUGCUACAA